AAAGAGAAAGAUCUUCCGAGACCGAAGAGAUAAUUUUUUUAAGAGAAAACAACAUUUCUCCAACACGAAUUAAAGAAUAGAUAGGGUUCUCGAGGCUGGUUUUGGCAAUAUGGAACUGGAUAUUGAACUGUGAUUGAAGAAUGGGUGGAAUGUGAAUGCUUUAAGGGAUUGAAUUUUGCGUUGGUUUUAUUUUUUGAUGCCAAAGGGGUUUGUAUGUAAAAAAUGGAUGAUAUAGCAGGUUUGCAGGAAGCAGCAGGGUCUAGAUUUAGUCAAUUCGAGUUGAUUGGUAGAGGAGCCUUCGGCGAUGUCUAUAAGGCGUUUGAUAAGGAACUGAACAAAGAAGUUGCUAUUAAAGUUAUUGAUUUAGAGGAAUCUGAGGAUGAAAUUGAGGACAUCCAAAAGGAAAUCUCUGUUUUGUCACAAUGCCGCUGUCCAUACAUCACGGAGUAUUAUGGUUCCUAUCUUCACCAAACCAAACUAUGGAUAAUAAUGGAAUACAUGGCUGGUGGUUCCGUUGCUGACCUACUCCAGUCAGGCCCUCCACUAGAUGAAAUGUCGAUUGCAUGUAUCUCACGGGAUUUACUGCAUGCAAUUGAAUAUUUACAUAAUGAAGGAAAGAUUCAUAGAGAUAUCAAAGCGGCAAACAUUUUAUUGUCUGAAAAUGGUGAUGUUAAGGUUGCUGAUUUUGGUGUUUCAGCGCAAUUAACAAAGACGAUAUCAAGGAGAAAGACUUUUGUAGGAACACCUUUCUGGAUGGCACCAGAAGUUAUUCAGAAUACAGAUGGAUACAAUGAGAAGGCCGAUAUAUGGUCUUUGGGGAUAACUGUGAUUGAAAUGGCCAAAGGAGAACCUCCACUUGCAGACCUUCAUCCUAUGAGAGUUCUUUUUAUAAUACCUCGAGAAAAUCCACCUCAGUUGGAAGAGCAUUUUUCCCGUCCCUUGAAGGAAUUUGUUUCCUUAUGUUUGAAGAAAGUACCUGCGGAGAGAUCUAGUGCCAAAGAACUUCUCAAGCAUCGUUUGAUAAAAAAUGCUAGGAAGAGUCAGAAGCUUCUGGAGAGAAUUAGAGAGCGCUCAAAGUACCAACUAAAGGAUGAUGGAGAAACCCCCAGAAACUUCUCCGGGGCUAUAGGAGAAGCAUCUGACACUGUGAAGGUGACAAAAGAUUUUAGAGGUGAUGAAACUGUUCGAGCUAGUAAUCCGGGGAAAAUAUUCAAAAGUGCUGGAUGGGACUUCAGCACCGGACCAAAUAGUACAGGUACUGUUCGGAGUUUUGCAAGACCUCCUCAGAUUAGAGAAAGGAAACUUGAACCUUCAUAUAGUAAAGCAAUAUCGAAAACUCCGGAAAGUGGUAAUGCCCUUAAUGAAUCUGGGGAAGCUUUUUAUGGAAAAGACACUAGAGAGUCAUACCAUGAUGAACUUCAAGAUAAUAACAAUGAUGAUGAAAUGUCUCUCAGUGGGUCAGGAACUAUGGUCAUAAGAUCUCCUAGAGGAUCUCAAUCAUCAACAAUGCUUCGCCACUCAAACUCUCUUUCUAGCAGCGCAUAUGCUUCUUUUGAAGAUGCUUCUACCAGUGGAACUAUUGUGCUCCGUGGCCAAGCUGAUGAUCCCGAUUCUCCUCAAACCCCAAGAUCCAGAGCAGGAAUUCAAGACAGAACUUCGAGUGCAUCAGUUGAAGAUAGUGCUUCAAAUCUUGCAGAGGCGAAGGCUGCAAUUCAAGCAGGUUUGAGGAAAGGAAAUGCUAGGGACAGGUCUGGAAGGAGCAAUCUUAGUAAUCCUGGCCAGGAAAACAGAAGAAAAGACCAAAUGAGUAACAGUUCCAAUUCUUCUAGUUCUCAUGAAUUUCUUGAUGCACAAAGUGUAUUUCCAAGAUCAUGCCAACCAAGUGACGAUGAAGAAAAUGCUAAGAUAGCAUUGGUAUCUGUGCCACUAUCAAUGUUACUUAUCCCUUCUCUAAAAGAGGUUUUCUCUGAUGAUUCAGAAGGGUCAGUUGUGCGUGCAGUUACGAAUUCCCUCAUAAAUAUGGAGCGCACAAAGCCUGGGUCUUGUGAAGCUCUUGUUCGCAAGUUGCUUGAACGAUUGGCAAGCUCAAAGGAAUCUUCCAUGAAAGAUAUGCAGGAGCUAGCCGCUCACAAGUUCAAUAAGGGAAAUACUACUCCUGAAGAAACAAAAAAUACAAACCUAGAAACCGACGGUCGAAAGAAGCAGCAGCAUAAAGAACCUCCUUCAAAUUCCAACUUGAGCCCUAUUGCUAGAUUUCUACUUUCUAGAUGGCAAAGCCAAACAUAAAUGGACGUCUCAAACCAACCUGAAGGAAAAUGUGAGAUUUUAUAU
This is a messenger RNA of Hibiscus syriacus, 2331 nucleotides long. Its product is annotated as serine/threonine-protein kinase 25-like. Gene Ontology annotation, molecular function: ATP binding; protein kinase activity. The record is from RefSeq and is a predicted model, not a curated record. The transcript has 21 exons. Gene Ontology annotation, biological process: protein phosphorylation. Lineage: Eukaryota; Viridiplantae; Streptophyta; Magnoliopsida; Malvales; Malvaceae. Bases 223 to 2286 code for a protein of 687 amino acids.